AGACUUCUUGGACGUGUCUUGGACAAUCUGUGGUUGUACAGGCCUAUUCUUGGCUAUUUGGCUGAUAUAUUUGUCUUGUUAUCUGUUUUCAUGGACUCAAUCAUGAAACCAUUAGCACCACAACUACGAGACAUCAGUGUGAUAAGAGGACAGGCCAUAACUUUCAGGUGGGACGCAAACUGUAAAGUAGACGGCACAUGGAAGAAGGAGGGUCUGAUGUUGCACAGUGAUGACAGGAUCAUUAUCACAGAACCAAAACCGUAUCUAUGCUUCAACCUGACGAUCCAUAAUGCCACAGAAGAGGAUGAGGGUGAAUACAGCUUAGAGUUGUCUAACUGGCGUGGUCAGGUGUCAGGUUCUGCAAAGGUCAAAGUACUGGAUUAUGCUGUGGCCUGGAGAAAAAUUGACUGUGGAGAAAAUGACUUAGUGAAAACGGCCCUGAGGAAGUUUACACCCAGCAACACAGAAACACAAUGCAUUCGCUUCCUGAUACAUGGGCCAAUUGGAGCAGGGAAAUCCAGCAUUAUCAACUCCAUCAAAACUGUCUUCCAGGGCCGCAUGAAAGUGAACGCUUAUGCAGCCCCAGGCACUGAAACAACUCAAACCAAAACUUACCAAACGUACGAGAUUAAGGACCAGCAGGGGGAAAAGUUGUCUUUUGUCUUCAAUGACAUCAUGGGACUGGAGAGUACAGAAACAGGCGGGGUGCUGAUUGCUGACAUCAUCAGUGCCUUAAAAGGUCAUAUCGUAGAUGGCUAUGUGUUCAACCAAUCGUCUGCUUUGUCUGAGGGGUUCUACUACAACAACAACCCCACUCUAAAUGAGAAGGUCCACUGCCUGGUGAGUGCGAUGCCUGCAAACAAAAUCCUUCUGCUGGAUGAAUCGAAUAGCAUCAUCAAGAAGAUGAAUGAAGUCAGAGAAGUUGCCAAGAACCUGGGAAUCCCCCAUGUAGUCUUGAUGACCCAUGUGGACAGCUGUUGUCCUUUGGUGAAGGAGGACCUGGACAAAAUCUACGUCAGCAAGAAAAUUAAGAUAGCAAUGGAGAACUGUAGUAUCAAGCUUGGUGUUCCCAUGAACCGUAUCUUCCCGGUGAAGAACUACCAUGAAGAGAACAGCUUGGACAAGAAAAUUGACUGUUUGAUCCUGGAUGCCCUACAAAAUAUUGUCGACUUUGCCAAUGAGUAUGUGAUUAAACUGAUUGAAUAGAGAUAGAGGAUAAGGGAGUUAUUUCAUGCUUUCUUCUAGAUAAGCAGAACUGCACACAACUUUUCUUAUCACUCAGCCUUGGAUAGCGCUGUAAACUUGUUUUGCUUUUAAUUCGUAUACACAAGUGUUGAACUGUUAGACAGUUGACUGAUCCUACUAUAAAAUGUGGGAUAGACUAGCAAGUCAGGUGGCAUGUUGCAGCAUUCAUGUCUGCAGCAUAUUCCUUGGUUGGGACUCUUAUUCUCCCAUGUUUUGUUUUCCUGUUGCUUGUGUUACUUCCUGUUAAGCCAUAUGUUUACUUCCUGGUUAACAUGUGAUUAAUGUUCUGUGUACUACAUACGGGAUACUUGUGGUGGAAAAGAUGUGAAUGAAAACUCAAUAAUCUGUGUGUGAAGAAAAUCAACAAUCAGUAUAACUACCAUAUACUCCUUAAAAUGAUUUACACUACUGACAUUUCUUAGAUUAUGUGUACUCUAUGUUUAAAUGUGUAUCAAGUUUAACAAACAUACUGAUGUGUGAAAUGUAUUAAGAGGUGUAUCAGGGGAACUAUCCACACGCUGGUUGAACCACCCCACUGUCUCCCAGAGGCGAGUAAUUCUUUACCUGGAAUCAUGCCGUUUCUCCCCCAUGGGCUACUCUAGAUACCAGGAGCUAUUCAGUUUCCAGGCCCAACUAAAAAAUGACACAUGAUCCAUGGGGAAAGGCCAAGGAAGAUUGAGUGAGACAAGAGGGUUCAUCAGGUGUAUAAGAAGGGAAUGCAAAACUAUGUAAAAUCAGUAUAGUCUCGAGACCUGCUAAGGUUUAUGCUGGUGGUAGUGGAAAAAUAAAAAAAAUUUG
This is a messenger RNA of Clupea harengus (Atlantic herring), 2043 nucleotides long. NCBI's taxonomy places the organism in Eukaryota, Metazoa, Chordata, Actinopteri, Clupeiformes, Clupeidae. The record is from RefSeq and is a predicted model, not a curated record.